Cuscuta epithymum is the source of this 2274-nucleotide messenger RNA. The record is from the annotation of a GenBank genome assembly. Lineage: Eukaryota; Viridiplantae; Streptophyta; Magnoliopsida; Solanales; Convolvulaceae.
AAAUGCUUAAAUGAGAAACCAAUUAAAACAAACCAAACAGAGAUUUUUUAUUUUUGUUUGGUAAUAAUUGUUCAUCCUCUUCCAAACCAAUCGAAACUUAUAAAACCAAACAGAGAACCGGCAUGCAUCCGUACUCCGUAGAUCAGUUGGGAAAAAGUUUUGGGGCUGUUAUUUGCUUUUGUAGAUUACCCAUGAGGGCCGUUGCCUGGUUAACCUGCUCCGCCGCUCGCCACCAUCGUUAGCCGUUGCAGAUUCCGGAUCCGCACUUGUAUCUCUUUCUAAAAGCUAACGCCGUUGGUAUCUUCGUCGCAUACAGAGCCGGGCGUAUUACCGGCGGCCUUAUCCGAGGGUUUUGACCUCGUGCCGCAAAAUCAAUUGGUCUCAGGUUUGGCGCCUCAUUAUAUUCACAGUUUCCAGUGGCUGAGGUAAACUGCAAAUGGAUGGCCUGUUGACUGGUGAACCCUCCCAUCAUGGAAUAUUGAAAGGGAAGUUUGAGGGUUCUCAUGAAAAGCUUGAAAAAUGUGGUCGUUGUUGGUAUCUCUCAAGGAAGGAAAUUGAUGAAAAUUCCCCUUCUAGACAUGAUGGCAUUGAUCUGAAAAAAGAAAAUUAUCUACGGAUAUCAUACAGCACAUUCUUGCAAGAAUUGGGUGUGGCCCUUAAAGUGCCUCAGUUUACAAUCGCUACGGCAAGUGUCUUUUGUCAUCGUUUCUUCCUUCGUCAGUCCCAUGCAAAAAAUGAUUGGAGGAUUAUUUCCAUAGCAUGUAUGUUUCUAGCGGGUAAGGUGGAAGAAACUCCCCAUCUUCUAAGAGAUGUCAUUGUUGUGGCAUAUAAGAUUAUACAUGCAAAGAAUGCCGAAGAAGCCCAAAGGGUCAAACAAAAGGAGGUGUAUCAGCAAAAAAAGGAACUUAUUUUACAGGCAGAAGGAGUAGUUCUGGUAACGCUUGAUUUUGACCUCAUUGUACGUCAUCCAUACAAGCUCCUUGUUCAGGCCAUUAAGAAAAUUAAGGUCGCACAAGAUGCACUUGCUCAAGUUGCAUGGAACUUUGUCAAUGAUGGGCUCAGGACAUCUAUAUGCUUGCAAUUCCAGUCCCACCAAAUUGCAGCUGGUGCUGUUUUCCUAGCAGCUAAACGUCUCAAACUAAAGAUUCCAUCUGGUGGGGAGAAUCCAUGGUGGCAGGAGUUUGGUGUCACCAUACACCAAUUGGAGGGUGAUUGAAUGCAUGCAUUUGAUUGUAGAGAUUGGUUACACAUCAUGGACUAGAAUGAAUGAAUGAGCAAAUGUUUCAAAAUGUUAUGAGAUUAUGGCAUGCAACUAAUUUAUAUUAAUUUGCCUUAUUUAUGUUAUAUAUAUAGCAUUUGAGAGGUAAAAGUUAAAACCAAUCUGGGUUGUUCGGUUGCGCAGUCAUGUUGCAUUUUUGUACGUUAUUAAUAUUUUUUUAAAUAUAUGUGUUGUUUUCCUCCCUUUUAACUGGAGGUAGUGGGUGUUCCAUGCUUUGCAGAUUACUGCAAACAGAUGCUAGAGUUGUAUGAGAGGCGUGAAGCACAACCAUUGAAGCAGCAGACUGCUAGUGGAUCUGAAGGAGGGGGGUAGUGCGCUGACGGCUCUAGCUGCUGCUGCUAGUGAAGAACGAGCCACCAGUUACAUUUGUUCCUCCUCCCGUGGUGGUGACAGUGAGACUAACACCAAUGCGAGCAGCUGCCGGAAAAGAAAACAAGAAAGCUGGCAGCCCAAAAUGUCAAGACCACCACCACCACGAUCUGAUAAAGACAAUGCCCUUCAAAAAGAGGCUGCCACUGCUGUCACACAUUGUAGUCAAGCUAUAAUGCAUCAUGGAAAUGAUGAUCUUGAAGAAGGGGAAGUUGAACCAUCUCACCCGGAAGGCCUCUCAUUACCUCAUACUAUUCCUUCCACUAGAAUGGAAUUGAAUUUGGGUUAAUGAGGGAGGCUUGCGAGAAGAAAAAAAUCAAACAUAUGCUGCAAAGAUCAACCAUCUUAUUCCCUUUGAGUCAUAUAUCUGGAGCACAGCACACCAUAUUUGAGGUUUUGAAGUUCUGAUCCUCAUUCAUAACUAGCGUUUACAAAUGCAACACAUGUGGUUUCACUGUUGUUUUCAUUUUUUUGUACCCUCCUCUCUUAAUUAUGGUGUCUUACUGCCUUCUCCUCACUAUAUUACUCCUAUUGAAAGUGAAGGAGUGGCGGCCAACUUUGUCACUUUGAUAUUCCUUCCACAUUUGUACAUGCAAAAAAAGAAUCACAUUUGUGAGGUUACCGUG